This is a messenger RNA of Aspergillus nidulans FGSC A4, 1626 nucleotides long. It is a transcript of the gene sxa2, whose product is annotated as putative pheromone processing carboxypeptidase (Sxa2). Bases 1 to 1626 code for a protein of 541 amino acids. The transcript has 4 exons. Gene Ontology annotation, molecular function: serine-type carboxypeptidase activity. NCBI's taxonomy places the organism in Eukaryota, Fungi, Ascomycota, Eurotiomycetes, Eurotiales, Aspergillaceae. The record is from RefSeq and is a predicted model, not a curated record. Gene Ontology annotation, biological process: proteolysis.
AUGGGGGUCGGUAAUGUGCUAUAUGCUGCUGCUGUAGCUGUGUCUUUAUGCACAGACUACGUUGCAGCAUCAUCGCCUCAUGGCCGGUUUGGCCAGCGUGCUCGCGACUCGGUCAAUCUGGCGAAGCGUGCUUCUCACCUCCAUAAUGCUACUGCCUCUGGAAAACUCCCUAAAUCGGACUUUCGGUUCCUGACGGACAAGACAUCGCCCUUUCUCGUCGACCAUCUUCCCGACGUGCACUUCGACGUGGGUGAACUCUAUUCGGGGCUGAUUCCUAUCGAGAAGGGCAACGAUUCGCGCGCUCUGUUCUUCGCCUUCCAGCCGAAACUCGGCGAUCCCGUUGACGAAGUCACCAUCUGGCUAAACGGCGGGCCGGGGUGUAGUUCGCUUGAAGGCUUCUUUCAGGAGAACGGCCGCUUCUUGUGGCUGCCGGGCACCUACCAGCCGGUGGAGAAUCCGUAUUCGUGGGUGAAUCUGACGAAUGUUUUGUGGGUCGACCAGCCCGUCGGGACGGGCUUCUCGGUCGGUAAACCGACAGCCAUUUCACAGGAGGAGACCGCUGAGGAUUUCGUCAAAUUCUUCAAGAACUUCCAACAGACGUUUGGGAUCAAGAAUUUCAAGAUCUACGUCACCGGCGAGAGCUACGCGGGGCGAUACGUACCCUACGUGAGCGCUGCUAUGCUCGAUCAGAAUGACACCGAAUAUUACGAUCUAGCUGGCGCCCUCGUCUAUGACCCCUGUAUCGGGCAGCACGAUGUCGUGCAAGAGCAGAUCCCCGCCGUUCCCUUCGUCCAAGCGAAUGCCAACCUCUUCAAUUUCAACAGCUCCUUCAUGGCGCAGAUCGAAGAAAUGCACCAGACAUGCGGCUACGCUGAUUUCAUCGACCAGUACCUCGUUUUCCCGCCAUCCGGCGUCCAACCACCUAAGUACUUCAACUAUAGCUCGGAGGCGGACCUUGCCUGCGACGUCUUCGACCUGAUCAAUAACGAAGCCUUCGCGGCGAAUACCUGCUUCGACAUCUACGAGGUCAAUCUCAUGUGUCCCCUGCAAUGGGACGUACUUGCUUUCCCAACAGAGCUUACGUACCAGCCCGACGGGGCGCCGACGGUCUACUUCGACCGGCCCGAUGUGAAGCGGGCCAUGCACGCACCGCAGUCAGUCGAAUGGUCUAUCUGCUCAAACCACGCCGUUUUCAUGGGCGGAGAUGCUGGCCCCGAGUCGGAAGGCGACAUCUCGGCCAAUCCGAUCGAGCACGUCCUUCCGCAAGUGAUCGAAGCGACGAACCGCGUGCUUAUCGGCAACGGUGACUACGACAUGAUCAUCAUCACGAACGGCACACUGCUCUCGAUCCAGAACAUGACUUGGAACGGGAAGCUCGGCUUUCAGGAACGGCCAAGCGAGCCGAUCUACCUUGGUGCGGACCUGCCGGAUCUUGAGUGGGCAGAGGUCCGCGCAGAAAACGGGCUGGAUGUUAACCAGCCGCAAGGGACGAUGGGAGUCCAGCAUUAUGAGCGCGGGCUCAUGUGGGCUGAGACGUAUCAGAGUGGGCAUAUGACGCCGGAGUAUCAGCCGCGCGUGGCGUAUCGGCAUCUGGAGUGGUUGCUGGGGAGGGUCGAGAAGUUGUAG